AUGGCCUUUGUCCAGCCCGGCUGCCCGUCUAGGUUCGCCUACCAGAAUGAGCAUCGUGUCAAAGGGCUCAACGCAGAAACCCUAGCGAGGGUCUUCCUUCCAACGCCCUCAUGGCUGUCGACUCCAGAGUAUGCAGCAAUCCGGUCAGAUCCUGACAAUCCAUCGACCUGCAUCUUCUUGAGCCUUAAUAUUUCCAUAUACAACCAACAGAUAAUCCCCUCGGAAUGGACCGAGCAGUGGUUCUUUAUGGUCGGCCGUGUUCAUCCCUUUGCCCUGACGUGGGAAAUCGAGCGACGUGAUAGCUUCGAGUCGGAGGAUGACAACAUUACAGAAUACACCAUCCCGGCUCUCAUCGUCCGCGACCACAGCUACCAGCCAGUCAUCCCUCGCACCCUCGGCUCGGCGGAUGCCUUCCCAGCGAUACAACCCAUUGUCUCCUUCACGGGACCUGUCAUCGGUUCCGGCCGCGACCUUCUGCAUGGAAACUCGGCUGCGGCCCUGACGACACCCAGCUGA
Hirsutella rhossiliensis is the source of this 516-nucleotide messenger RNA. RefSeq lists its product as uncharacterized. The record is from RefSeq and is a predicted model, not a curated record. Bases 1 to 516 code for a protein of 171 amino acids. The transcript is spliced from 2 exons. NCBI's taxonomy places the organism in Eukaryota, Fungi, Ascomycota, Sordariomycetes, Hypocreales, Ophiocordycipitaceae.